AAAAGAACGAACUGGAAUCGCUGGACUGUCCAGUCUUGGUUUCGAACAGCGUUUGUCACAAUAUGCUAAUCGUUCGCUAUCUAAUUGCCCUGGUCUUCUCCAUCUUCAUGAUGGCCACCUCGCUGAAGAUCGAAGAGCGCCACCGCAGAGGCAAUGGCUUCAAGAUCUCCACACCGGACCGACUCGUUCUCCAAAUGAAAGAGCGCCAAGCCAUUGGGCAGUACCAGUCCAAGAACAUGGAGACGAGACGCCUGAAUAUCUGAAGAUAAAGCGGGACAGAUAAAUGUGAUUAGGAUGUCAAGAUCCAACGAGGAUCGUUAAUUAUAAUUAUACGCGAUUGAAUGGAGUGAUAACAGAGCAGAGUUCUUCAAGAUCUAAAGGAUAUUCGGCCUAAGAGGCAACACCAAAUCCUUGAAACAAUCUCACAGAAACUAGAUAGAUUUAUACAAAAAGCUAGAUAUAAGAAUCAAAUACUGAAAUAAUUCUUACAUACAGAUUGAAUAAAUUCCAAAAUUCAACUUUUU
Messenger RNA from Drosophila pseudoobscura, 524 nucleotides. RefSeq lists its product as uncharacterized. Lineage: Eukaryota; Metazoa; Arthropoda; Insecta; Diptera; Drosophilidae. The record is from RefSeq and is a predicted model, not a curated record. The transcript has a single exon. Bases 63 to 263 code for a protein of 66 amino acids.